This is a messenger RNA of Dendronephthya gigantea, 1700 nucleotides long. Its product is annotated as inositol phosphorylceramide synthase catalytic subunit aur1-like. Gene Ontology annotation, molecular function: inositol phosphoceramide synthase activity. NCBI's taxonomy places the organism in Eukaryota, Metazoa, Cnidaria, Anthozoa, Malacalcyonacea, Nephtheidae. Gene Ontology annotation, cellular component: inositol phosphoceramide synthase complex. The transcript has 3 exons. Gene Ontology annotation, biological process: sphingolipid biosynthetic process; inositol phosphoceramide metabolic process. The coding region runs from base 491 to 1471 and encodes 326 amino acids. The record is from RefSeq and is a predicted model, not a curated record.
CUCGCUUUUGGAUCCCGCCUUGUCAGACAAGGACAUCGGGAGAAGCAUUCUGUUUAGCGGAAUUUAGACAAGUUUCGUUGACAGCUUGCCCAAUUUAUUAUUUUUAAUUUAAUUUUAUUACAUGUGAGGUGUACUGGAUCGUCUGCCGUCGUCGUUUAUACGUGUAUCUAUGGUUUGAAACGUAUAUUUUUGUAAACGAGAUCUACAUUAUUAUUCGUCCAUCAUCAUAUUUUGAACGCUGUUGAAAUCUGUGAUUGUUUGGCUAGAAAUCGUCGUGUUAAGAGGGUAAAUUUUAAACAAACUGCAAAUUUCACUUCGACAAGACUACUGCGUUGGUUUAACCACUUACAGCAGCGGACUAUUUACAAUCGGUUGUGUAUUCGUGUAUACUAUUGUAAUACUCUUCUUACUCUAUCCGAUUUCGAAAUCUAUUGCUGCGAAAACAUUAGUUUUGGUUGAGCCGAUCAAGUGACGAUUGCAUAACCCAGUAAUGGAAAAGAUAUUCUUCAAACUAGAGGAUAAACAACGCGAACUCCAUGGCAAGAAAGGACGAAUUAUAGUAUCGUGGAACAGAUUUGCUCGCUCAGUUCGAGAGGCUGUUGAAUUCUAUACUGAAGCCAAGCAGGCAGAACUGUACGCCUGGGCUCAAAGUCUACCAGAUCAAGCCAGAAGAACUGUUUCAAAGGUUCCUCCAUUUCGUAGUCUUUUCCUGGCAGUGUUACCGUACUUCAUGUAUCUGUUAUUGUUUUCAAACUACAAAGUUCUUCGGAAACUACUCGGCCUCACAGUUGUCCCGAAGCCAAACAUGCAUUUCUGUCCAUCCAUGGAACUGUUGAUAUUUCGCUGUUUUCCUCAUCAAAUAUUAGCCAAGUUUGCAAACCCUGUAUUUGACUUCCUCGCAGCAAUUCCAUAUUUGAUUCAUUUUCCACUGCCUGUUUUUAUGAUUAUACAUAAACUUGUGGACAAACGUCGUAGAUCAACUCUCUUGUUUUACGUAUGGAUAGCUGGAUGGUGCAAUUUUAUUGGUGUUUUCAUCCAAUUUGUGUUCCCAACAGCCCCACCGUGGUAUAUGGAUAGUGUAGUAUUCAGUCCAUUGGGCUCUGAGUUGAAAGCUGGUUAUAAUGAAGCUGGUUUUCAUAGACUUGAUGCUAUUCUUGGUUUCCCGCUCUUUCAUAAACUUUAUUCGGCAUCACCAGUCAAGUUUGGAGCGUUCCCAUCAUUACAUGUCGCAUGGCCAACGAUAGUCUUAGUUAGCGACCCGUGGGUCAGCGAACGUUUUGCAAAGUUACAUGUACUGUGGAUUACUUGGGCUGCACUGUAUUCAAAUCACCAUUACGGUGUUGACGCUAUUGGUGCAAUUGUUAUGGUUUUCACUGUACGAUUUUUCGCCGGGCUUUGGAGUCCAUUUAGCAACCACCUCACAAGUGGUAGUAGCAGAAAUAAUAGUUAUACAAAUUUACUACAAGUUUAGAUAAAUGACGAUGCUAGUCUUUUUGGACGAUAUUGGCAUUAAGAUUAACAUAAUUCUAUAAUAAUCAUAAGGUCCUUUUUCUAUAAAUCCCUAGUUAGUUCAUUAGAACAAUACAUUUGUUUCAAUCCGUGUAUAUUAUGAACAUCACAAACUGAUUCAUUUUUGUUUUUGGUAUUUUAUUGUAGGGGACUGUUUAUGAAUAUUAAUAUGAACCAAAUGAUAAAGUUUA